Xiphophorus hellerii (green swordtail) is the source of this 6912-nucleotide messenger RNA. It is a transcript of the gene pvrl2l, whose product is annotated as PVR cell adhesion molecule related 2 like. The coding region runs from base 166 to 1620 and encodes 484 amino acids. The record is from RefSeq and is a predicted model, not a curated record. The transcript is spliced from 10 exons. NCBI's taxonomy places the organism in Eukaryota, Metazoa, Chordata, Actinopteri, Cyprinodontiformes, Poeciliidae.
GCUGAGCUGCGGGAGGAAAGGAGGAGGAGAGAGAGAAGUUGCCUGGUUUGAAAGCAGGCGAUCUGAACUGAGUUGUAAGUUUGUGAGCGGGCUGCCGGAGGAAUAACUCGGAGUCCGGUCUUGGCACACCUCGGUGUUCUGGAUAUUUACCUCCAGUGCAGAAGAAUGGCGAGAGAUUACGCAGCGCGCUGCCCGCGCUCUCUGGGGCGGAACGCCUGGAUGGUGGCAGCGGUGAUCAUUCUGGCUGCUCAAGGUGCUGUUGCUCAGAAAGUGCGAGUGGAGGAAGAGUUGGAGGCGUAUCCCACAGAAUCUGUCGAUUUGCGCUGUGAAUUCGUCGAUGGAGGGAGUUUAACCAAGCUCACACAGGUAUCGUGGAUAUGGGAACCUGUUGAUGGCCAAAGGGACAACAUUGCCGUGUACCACCCAACCUAUGGGCAGAGUUUUCCCAACGUGGCCUUUAAGGAUCGAGUUAUUUUUCUCCAAAACAAUCUGAGGAUCCCGUCCAUAAGGAUUAAAGACCUGCGCAUGUCCGAUGCUGGGCGCUACACCUGCGAGUACGCUACGUACCCGUCUGGAAACGAGCAGGGAACCACCACGCUCAUAAUGCUCGCCAAGCCCAAGAACUCGGCCAAAGCCGUGACGGUCCAGGCUGGCAGCAAGUCGGUGAUGGUGGCCCAUUGCGAGGCAGCGGACGGGAAACCGGCCGCCACCAUCAAGUGGCUGGCGUCGGUCGGUGGCAACCACUCAACCACCUCUACGAACGGGCCGGACGGCACAGUGACGGUUCGGAGCGAGUACAGGCUGGUCCCGACGGCGGAGGACAACGGCAGAGAGGUGACCUGUCUGGUCGACCAGAAGACCCAGGACCGGCCGUGGACUGAGGUUCUGAAGCUCUCAGUGGAGUACCCUCCCACCGUCACCAUCGACGGUUACGACCACAACUGGUACGUUGGUCGCUCUGACGCGGUUCUGUUCUGCCAUGCCACGGCCAACCCUGAGCCCACCACCAUCACCUGGACAACGGCUUCGGGUUCGCUGCCAGACACGGUGGUGGUGGAGCAAAACAAGCUGACGGUGAGGAAGGUGGACGACGCCGUCAACACCACCUUCACCUGCGAGGUCAAGAACAAGCACGGCGCCAGCAGAAAAACGCUCACCACGUUCGUCAUCGAAGAGAAACGGGAGCCUGUCCAGGAGCAGCAGACAGGCGCUCUGGUCGGAGGCGUCCUCGGCACCCUCAUCUUCAUCGGGAUCAUCAUCGGCAUCGUCUUCCUCAUAAGGAAGUACCAGCAGGACACGGAGGGUCCUCCGAAGCACAAGCCUCCUCCUCCGGUAAAGGCAGGCAGCUCAACGGAGAUGCUGAACAAGCCGUCAGAGCCGCCCACAGCCACAGAGACUGUGCCUCUGAGCCCAGGAGAGGUUUACUACGAGCCCACAGGGGGAGAGCCUGCCACAAUGCUGGAUGAGGAAGCCACCGACGCCCUGAACGGCGGAGCCCCUCCGGUCCUGAACAAGGAUGGCUCUGAUGGUCACCAUGGCAACGACUCAUCCAAUCACGGGCCCUCGUCUGGCAACAUUCCUCGUGGCGAGAGCUUCGUAUCGACCCCCAUGUAUGUGUAGCCGUAGCAACGAAGCCACAACAGAGGCACACGGGAAAGUUUCAGGUCACCUAAAUUAGAAAGAAAAACAAAGGGAGCGGCCAUGACACCUGUUUCUGCUUUUCAUUGUAAACUUAACCUCUAAAGUUUUAAAGUAAUCUGCUCACGGAUGGUUUUCGAUUUCAUUUCCUGCGUUCACAUUUCCUUUUUGUGUUUACAUCAAAGCUAAAGCUUGUAACUUGGGAUGGCUAACAAAAGUAUCAAGCCUAUAUUUUCCUUUUCCAAUUUUCUUUCUUUAAACACUUGUGAAAUUCAGUUAAAGUUUCUAUCUUAAGCCAGGAAGCCUUUGAAAUCAUAUGUGUUGUUGCAUAAGAUGAGGCGGGCUUUAAAACCGCAUGCAGAGCCGUUGUAUAGAUGAACCAGAGCUCUGAUUGGUUACUAAUUAAAAUCCACAUUUCCACCCAAAAACAGUCAGAAAACCGCCUUUUACUGCGAUUUAAUAUGAAAUGUUUUAUGCAACGUUUUGUGCCAUGACGUUUAACAUCAUGAAAUUGUUAUUCAAGUGUGAGAGGGAGGCUGCUGAGCCUCAGCUUGUCUGUUUACAGCCAUGGGACAUAAUUUAAACAUUUUUUUCUCUCAAAACAAGAUUGUAACAAAAAAAAAACACCUUAAGAAAAUUCGGAACAUAACAACUUCCAUAUUCCUGUGUGAGAAACACACCAGUGAAGAAACAAUACUACCAGAACGGAUUCACACCUUUUUUGUUGUUUUUUUCACAUUUUUCUAACAGAAAAUCAACAAACAUCCUUCAUAACAAAGUGAAAACAUGUUUUCAGACAUUUUGGAGUGUUUUAAAAAUGUAAACAUAACACUCAUGGUUUAAUACUUUGCCUAAGCAACUUUGGCAUCAAUCGAAGCCUUAAGUUUUGUUUGGAUGUUUGGAUCUUUUCAGAGAAUCUGAAAUCUGCUUCUCCUGGCUGCCUGCUCGGGUCACUGCCGUUUUGGAAGCUGAAUUCUCACCAGAGACUCCAAAACAAUCUUUGUGUUUGGUGUCUCACCCUGGUGCAAAGCAGUUUCCCGUUUUCUGCUGCAGAAAAACAACCACAAUGUUUACAGACAAAUCUUUGAACGUUUGAUUUAAUAUGAACUGCUAAGUCUGAGAUCUUAAGUAGAAAAAUGUAUAACAUCCAAAUCAUCUUCAGCCAACUGAAUUUAUCACAGUUGGACUCUAAUUAAUCUGCAGAAAGCUCUCAAGGUGGCUCAGUUUUGCGUGAAAUAGCAACGGGAGGGUGUACUUAUGUACCUCUGACUGAAAAUCAUGUUUUCAGUUUGUUGGUAUGGAGAAUUUUCACUGUUUUUCUUUUAAAUAAAACUAUUUAACCUUUAAACAAGUCUCUAAUAUAUGUGGACAAGUGAAUUUCCUGGUGACAUUGUUGUCUGAGAAGCAAAGCCUUCGUUAACGUGAACAAAGGAGACAAGGCAUAAUUCGAAGCUGUAACCUGGCAACAUCACAUAAUUAAGAUGCCGUGAUCCGUAUUGGUUGUGUUAAUUGCAAAAUCUGGUGAGGCUACAGCUGCGUAAAUCAGCUUAUAGCAAUACACAACAUGGGAGUUCAUAAAGAUUCACAAACUGUCACACAAACACACAUUCCUCCUUUCAGAAAUCACACUGUUUUUAAUUAUUCAAAAAAUAUAUAUAGACUGUGUCAUAAUGUGUCAAAUCUGAGCAUAUAUUAGAGAAAAACUGCCAUUAAAACCAUUUCAACCAUUUGAAAUGAUAACCUAUUCUGACAUAUGCAGAACAUUUUGCUUUUUAGCUAAUAAGGGAGAAAUAUAAUCUCACCUCAUCCUGCUGUAUGUCCUCUGGCUGAAACUGAAAUUGGUCAACACAGAUGUCAAACGGUACCAAAUGAUAAAAAUUGUAAAUAGCAUUGAUAAUAUUGAUUUAUAAUAUAUUGUUGGUGACAUGUGUAUACAUCAAAUAAACAGGUGUAGGUGUUAUUAGUGCCUCUGUACAGGGGAUGGAAGUCAGCUAAACGUCAAACGAGCGACUAAAAAAACAAAAUGUAUAUUACUAUUUUGCUUUUCACAAGUCCAUUAAAGUCGUCACUUAAUACGAAGAUGUUUUGAGUAUAAAAAAAAUAAAUGGUGUGGAUUUUAUUCCUUGUUCAUAUUGCUCUGCAUGGCAUGAUCAGUGGCUUGUAGAAACACUUUCCCGAGGCUGUUUGCCCAAAAGAAAUCUUCAUCAUUUGUAAAGGCAUUUCUGAAUAUUGGAAAAGAACGCUGCUUUUCUUUUGUUGUUUUUUUUUUUUUUUUUACAAUCUGUGUCUCGAUGCAUCUGUCAUAAUCGUGCACACCACAAGCUUAAAUCUAAUUUAAGGCGUGUGUUCUUUUGUGUUGUGACAGCUCCCCAGGCUGCCUGUGUUUGUCUUCAGCACAAAUCCAAAAAUACAGUAGACACUGAAUUUCUCUCAGCCACAGAGUGCAACACACACAGAAAUGCAGUUUGUUUGUUUGUUUGUUUCUUCCCUUACCAUUCUUUAUCUUCAUUGAGCCACACAAAUUGUCCUGAGUUCAUCAUGUCAGCUGUCAGAAAACAGGUUGGAGUUAACCAGCUCAGCUCCAACCACCUACAACACAAAGGAGGUGGAUAAACUGCAGAUUUCUAGAGCUGGUCAAUGCGUGGAAAAGCUGAGUGAAUGAUGAGAUAAAUAAUCUUACAUUUUCUGAACCAUAGGCACCUAAUACACUUAUUUCCUGACGUAAGGGAAUAAACCUUACAGUAUCUGUAUUUAGUCAGUAUCUUUCCUGCUGUUGAACGUCCAAUGUGACCAUAAUGUAAAAAAUCAUUAAGAAAUUCUCACUGAGGAAGCUACACUGCAAAAACACAUUUGACCAAGUAUUUUUGAUCUAGUUUCUAGUGCAAAUAUCUUAGUACACUUGAAAUAAACCAAAACUGACUUUUCAGCAUGAUAUAGGAAUUUAUUUUAAGUCAAUAAUUCCUUAAUAUUCAUGAAAAAGUACUAGUUCCACUGAGAUUAUUUUUAAUAAGUACUUUUCCAUCAUUAUUAAAGAAUUGUUUACUUAAAACAAGUUCCUAUUUCUUGCCAAAAAGUUACUUAAAUUUUCUUUUUGUCUUAUUUCAAGAGUACAAAGAUAUUUGCACUGGAAACAAGACAGAACAUACUUUGUAAGAUUUUGUGUUUUUGCAGUGUAAUUGCUACUCCAGCUUAUUUUUUAAACAAUUGUUUACAGACUCUAGAAAAACAUUAGAAAUUUUAUCUACUUUAUCCUAUUUGUAGCAACACAAACAUUUUAGAGUUAAAUAGACGACAUAAACAACAUUUAUGCAAAAGUGGUGACCCAUUUUUUAAAAAUCUAGUUUGUGACGAUGUAGACAGUGCAGUCAAAUUGAUACUAGUUAGCUUUAAGAGAGGAAAAGUCCCAUUUAGAAGCUAGCUAACUAACUUAAGCUAACAGCUACUCAAUUUACACGAGUCAAACAGGGUUGUGGUUGCAGCUGAACAGUUGAUCUACAGAGGAAAACAGGUCAUUGUUAUGUUUUCUCUCAAAUUUCUAAUUCUGUGAAUUCCAGCUCAGACUGGAAAUCGAUGGGUCCAACUAGCUGGUCUGUGGCAAAACAUUAUGGUAUCUAUAGCAAAAUAGGUAUGGUGCAGCUAAAGAUAAACAAAUAUCAGGUAAAAGUUGUAAAACAUUACUAAUGUAGGAUUUCUAAAUAAUUUUUAAAAGUUUUAAGUUAUUUUUAUAAACAUAAUUGUGCUUCAGAUUGGCCCUGUUUCAAGUAGCUGUUAGCUUGAUUAGCUGGUAGCUAAAGUUGGCACCUUCCAGAGUUUCUCUGAUUCUUCUUAGUAAAACACUCAGUAGACGAAACAAUCUAGAGAAAACAACAUUCACCACAGUGUCUCCUUUACUACAGCAUGCUCACUGAAAUAUUUAGUCUAUUUUCAGGAGGACGUAGCAGAAAUACACAUUUAUUUUUAAGUGAAAUUGGAAAAUUUCUAACAAAUAUAUGACAAGUAGUUAUUUUUCUUUAACUGUAAGUUUUUAUUCUUUUCUGAAAAUAGUUAGGAAGGGAGAAUGCUAAUGGAGUAAAAGCUUUUCAAGUUCCUCUGAUUGUAGGCUCUGAUGUUAUUUUUCAUUAAAGGAAAUGUCUGCAUGCUGCACGGAUAUUUUGGGAGAAAAAAAGCUAUUUCCAUAUUUUGCAGAAAAGCUUGUGUCACAUUAGCAGCCCAGCUUUUUAAUUUGCUUUUCUGUUGCAGUGUUGGACAAUCAUGUGUGAUGUAUUUUAUAGCCCUGCCGCAGAACAAAAAGCUGUCUUCAAAGAGGGAAUGUGGCGCUUUUGCCUCUUUUUGUCUGUAAAUUAAUUUCACAAAAUGAAUGAAUGUUUAGUUUCCUGUGGAUUAAUGUGUUUAAUGUGUUUGCCAGCAGGCUGCUCUUGAUAGAUUGAGGAAAGGGGGAAAAGACAAUCAUCAGGACACAUUACAUCAGAGACCAAUGACUCUGCAAGCGUUCAGUUAUGAGUUUUGGCUCUGCCGUCUCAUUUGGAGAAUCAUUUGGCUUUACCCAGCGCCUCACGUUUAGUAGCGGUGUGUCAUUUAGAGGUACCUUAAAAUGUAUGAUUUGCCAAUUUCUGAUAGUCAUGAAGGAAUUUAUGGUACUUAUGGCAAAAGCUGCAAAGAAAUCAAAUGUGUGAAUCUCUGGAUGGGCCGACUAGGGCUCCACAUCCAUAAUGAGGAGAUCCUGCAGUAUUUCCAGAUGGAUCAUUUAACGGAUGAAGCGUUUGUCCCUUCAGUCUCUGCUUCGCAUUUCAGCCAAGGUGCUUGUUCGGUUUCCCCACCUCCACAAUUACGGGUUAAACGCCACAACCAUAAGCUGUGCACGUCAACGAUAAGGUUGAUUACUCUGAAUCCUCUCCUUCAUUAAGCCUAAUUAUUCCAACAAUUCUUUCCUUCUUCUGUCUCUCUCCUUCAUCCUUUGUCACUUCAGCUUUUCGUCACGGAGCCAGACGUGCCUUCUUUUGUUAUUUUUAGCCUUUCAAUUCUCACAUUUUAUUCUUUGACAGUAGAAGCGCUGAUGAGACGAGUAACACACAAACACAGGAUGUGUUUGAAAAGGAAAAUGGGAAUGCUGAAACAAAAGCCACUCUCAUGCACUGGAAAUAUAAUCAUAUUUUUGUGAAUGUUAUUGAUUUUGUUUCAAUUCUUAUGUAUCACUUAUCAUUUUGUAUGCUUUUGGGGAAUUAUACUGUAUGUUUUUCAAUUCACUGUCUUGUCAAAUAAAAUGUAAAUCAAAAA